Messenger RNA from Adineta steineri, 2228 nucleotides. NCBI's taxonomy places the organism in Eukaryota, Metazoa, Rotifera, Eurotatoria, Adinetida, Adinetidae. The record is from the annotation of a GenBank genome assembly.
AUGUAUGAUUCGGGUGUUAUUACAAAAGAUGAUUACUCUAUGGUGUAUUCUGGUGCUCCAAGUUCCAACAAAACAAGAUCUGCUCAUGGAGUUGCCAUUUAUUUAGACAAACAUGCUGCUAGUGUUUGGAGGGAAUCAGGGGCGAAAUGGGAGGCGACUCUGAGUGGUGCAAUAUUUCACAACAAACAAAAUAAGUCAAAAAAACCAAAAGAAUGGUUGACCGAUGAAAUUCUUAGUCUUGUUGAUGAAAAGGGAGCAGCUUUUGUUGAAUGGCAAAACCAUAGUCAAACAAGGAUGCAACGAAAAUAUCGAAACAAAUACUAUCAAUUAAGAAAUUUGGUCAACAAAAAGAUACGUGCUCGACGACUCGAAUUCUGGGACGAGGUAAGUGAAGAAAUCGAAAAAGCUAUCAAACAACACGAUCCAAGUACAGCAUAUAGGAUGAUAAGACAACUUAAAGGUGGAAGAACUAAUGUAGACAAUAUGCCAAUACGAAACAAGCAAGGUGAUCUGCUCUCAGAGUCAGAAGAUGUAAUGGUUCGAUGGAGUGAGUACUUCUGUGAAUUAUUGAAUGUUCAUUCUAUUAUAGAUCCACUUAUUAUUCAACAAAUUCCGAUACCAAGUAUUCCAACAAUAGAACAAGUACGACAAGACAUACCUCCAUCUCUGUCUGAAGUUGUUGGUGCUAUCAAACAAAUGAAAAAUAGAAAGGCUCCGGGUGUUGACAAUAUAUCAGCAGAUGUGCUCAAAGCUGGUGGUGUGCCUAUGGCUAAAUGGGUGCAUGAGAUAGUCUGUGAUGUGUGGAAUGAAGAAGUUAUGAUAGAGGAAUGGACAACUUCUAUUUUAAUUAGGUUGUAUAAAAGUAAAGGGGAUCGUACCGUAUGUGGCAAUUACAGAGUUGACAAACAACUCCUCGAACAACAAGCCGGUUUUCGUCGCAAUAAGUCUACAGUUGAUCAAAUUUUCACACUCAAGUUAAUAAUGGAAAAGUCUCAAGAAUAUAACAAACCACUGUUCUUAUGCUUCAUAGAUAUACAGAAAGCUUAUGAUUCUGUUGACAGAAAUCUGCUAUGGAAAAUAUGCAGGCGUUAUAGUAUAUCUGAUAAGUUAAUUCGGUUAUUAAAGCUGCUUCACAGCAAAACAAAAGCUCAGGUACGUAUUGGAGGUAAGCUAUCAGAAGCAUUUGAAAUAGAAACUGGUGUGAUGCAAGGUGGAAUUAUAUCACCGAUGCUGUUCAACAUAUUUUUCGAUUACGUUAUAAGAAAAGUGAUCAAUGAAGCUGGAAUAAACGGCAUAAAGUUGGCUUUCGGUAGUAAAGAUUUUUUUCACACAGAUAAAGAUCAUUUUGAAGACCUUGAUGUUGUGGCCUUGAUGUACGCAGAUGAUCUAGUAGCUAUAAGUGACAAAGCGGUCGAUAUCGAACAUUUCAUUCGAACGUUUGAGAGUGUCACCCAACUAUGCGGGUUAACGAUGCAUGUUAAGAAAACAUGCACUAUGUCUAUCAAACAAUUUGAAGUAGAUGCCCAAAAUAGAAUAAUCAAAGGGCAAGAGGUUGAUGUACCUAACCUCGAUAUAGUAAUUCGUAAUGAGAGAAUUGAAUCGGUCGAGGAUUUCUCUUAUCUUGGAUGCAUAGUAUCGAGAAUUGGGUCUAUGGAUAAGGAACUGGAAACUAGGCUAUCAAAGGCAGCAACGGCCUUCAACAUGCUUCGUAAUACCAUAUGGUAUAGGAAAUCUGUAUCUUUCGAAGCAAAGUUUCGAAUUUUCCGUGCGUGUGUCCUUCCUGUGUUGUUGUAUGGAAGCGAAGUUUGGGCGAUAAAUGUGGCACAAGAAAGAAGAAUAAACAGUUUCUAUAUGAAAUGUUUACGGACAAUUAUCGGAGUGAAUCUAGGUGAUAGGAUGGCAAAUAAUAUGCUGUUACAAAUCACGGGACAACCACAUAUCGAAAACAUAAUGAGGAGAAACAGGCUGAGAUGGUUUGGACAUGUCAAUAGGCUGAACAAAGAGGAUAAUGAGCCAUCAAUGGUAAAGAAAAUUAUGUUUUCAUAUUAUCCAAAUAUAAAGCAUCCAAGAAAUGGUGGUAUUAAAAAGAGAUGGGAGGAUAAAAUCAAUGAUGAUCUUGUUAAAUGUCAAAUUUAUAAUUGGAGAAGAGACACGCUAUUUAGAGACAAAUGGAGAGAAAUGAUCAACAAACAGGUGCAAGUUACGCCAAUUCACAACAACAUCAAAAA